This is a messenger RNA of Sycon ciliatum, 1824 nucleotides long. RefSeq names its product MFS-type transporter SLC18B1-like. Gene Ontology annotation, molecular function: transmembrane transporter activity. Gene Ontology annotation, biological process: transmembrane transport. NCBI's taxonomy places the organism in Eukaryota, Metazoa, Porifera, Calcarea, Leucosolenida, Sycettidae. The transcript has a single exon. The record is from RefSeq and is a predicted model, not a curated record. Bases 258 to 1694 code for a protein of 478 amino acids.
UGUCAUGCAAGACGGCUACUUUUUUCGUUCGGAAAUCUUGAAACAAAUGAGGGUGAUCGUAAGGCGAUAGAAAAGAAGCGAUGAAGUGGGAAGAAAUGGAAUUAUUUGUAGAAAGAAAGGCCAGCACAGUAUCGCCAUCACUCCUGUAGUCAGUACUGCGGCGAUAGAAGAUUGUGCAUUGAGCUGAAGCAACCAAGCCGACAGAUACGGAAAUCUGUGACAGCCGUCAGAGGGGAACAGGAAAGGGAAAACUAGUCAUGUCGACCGAUGAAGAAUCAAGGACUUCCCUGCUGGACAGUGCAAAUGCCGAGGAUGAUGGCGAUCCGGGUGGAGGAGUUGCUGAUAGUUUGUCUGCUCGCAUGCGAUUGCUCGUGUUAGUCACGCUGGCUGGAGCCUCGUUCAGCAGUAAUCUGAAUGCGUUCGGAGCGUUCUUCUUCACAGCUGCGCUGGAGAAGGCACCUAACACCGGAGCUGUGUAUCGCACGGCAGUCGGUGGUGUGUAUAGUAUUUCAUACGUCGUGGGAGCCGUAGUCAUUCCGCUGAUUACGAAAGACUUGCCUAACAUCGGCAGUAAGAACCUGAUGGUCCUGAGCUACUUCGUGACGGGAGCGACACAGCUGAUGUUCGCCUAUGUGGGUGACAUCCAGGACUGGCGCGUGUUUCUAGUCUAUUGUUACUGUAUACGCAUACUGCAGGGCGUUGCGUACGUCACAUCCUCAGUGGCCGUCAUGUCCUAUCUAACCCGGCUGUACCCCGCCAAUCUCGGUUUCGUCAACGGCUUCCAGAUGAUGUUCCUGUCCAGCGGGCACAUUGGCGGUAUCCUGCUCGGCGGCGCGAUGUACGAUGUAGGCGGUUUCAAGGCACCAUUCCUGACAUCCGGCGCUAUCAUCUUGCUCGCAUCGGCAGCAGUGCUACUGUUACUCGUUGAUGUGGACGAGUUGAAGGCAAAGUCCGGAAAGGCCACGUGCAGUGGCGGAAAUGGCCGUACUGAGCAGGUUGUGAGCGUGAGCACCAUUCUGCGAUCGCCGUGGGUUUUGCUCAUGGUGUUCCUGCUCAUCUUGAGGAACAUGGCCUAUAGCGGCAUCGAGCCUGUUCUCGGCCCGCGCAUGAAGAACAGACUCGGUUCCCCGGCCGUCGUAGUCGGAGCUGUCCUGACAACGGAGGGAGUUACAUCUACGCUGAUUCCUCCCAUUGUCGGCGUAAUACUCGACCGGGGCUUUAGUGCUCCGAUCAUGAUAACAGCUGGUUUAGCGUUGGAUUCUCUGAGCUUUUUCCUAAUGGCUCCAGCUACAUUCUUACACAUAUCACCUUCGCUUUGGCUGUUCUUUGUCGGCAUCUUGCCUCUGAGCAUCGGGAACGUAUUGAUGCAGGCCCCGUGCGUAGUGAGUAUGUCUCAACACCUGGAACAGACCGGGGUGGGUAACUCCGUACAGCUGCGCGUCGCGGUCGCCGGGCUGUCCAGGUGGGCAUUGACCGUGGGAUUUGCCCUGGGUCCCGUCGUCUUUAGUCCGAUGGUGGGCGCUCUCGGUUUUCAGCUAGCUCUUACCAUCAUUGGUCUUGCGUAUCUUUGCCUGGCUGCUGGAAUGGUGGUGCUGAGCUGGCUGCACCAUGUCGCUCUUAAUGUCUUGCACAAACACGCUGACAUAGUUAAAACUAGCGACAACACAGAUGAAGGGGACAAUGACAAUCUGUAGUGCCGCCGUGUAUUGAGUUUAUGCUAUUUUUUCACAAUCAACUUGAAGUCGGAUAUUGAGCAAGUUGGGUUGUGUGUUGCUUCGCUGCUUCUAAUUGCAGUCAGACUGGAUUGUCAAGUCUAAAACUGGU